UUCUAGUCUCUCUAGAUCUGCUCCAAGAAACGAAAGAAAAACCUGUGCCUGAUUCGUGACCCCGAUUGUUUUUCAAUUUUGUGAUGGAACUUAGUUAUUAGAUUUACCAACUAAAGAACGAAGAAAGUGAUUUUUUUUUUUUUUUUUGUAGGAAUUGAUAGAUUUUAUACCAGAAUCCGCAAAAGAACAACAAAAUCUUCCUUAAACAUCUCCGUUAUUUUGUAGGAUAAGAUUUUUUUUUGGGUUUUUGAUUUGUGACAGAUCAUAUUGGUCCCGGCUAAUGCUGAAAUUGGGUGUGAAACCUGCGCCAAAAAUGGAUUCUGCGGAAUUAUCCAUGUUCUGUCGUUUCAGGCCUCUAAAUGAGGAUGAAAAAGCCACUGAGACUGUGAGAAAAGAGACAUCCACGGGUUCUUUCGUUGAAUUUGACUCGACUCGAGAAAACGAGUUUUCAGUGAAAUCAGGAAAUGCAUCUGAACACUUUGUGUUCGACAAAGUUUUCAAGGCAGUUGAUGAGCAAGAUGCUAUAUUUCAAAGAACAAAGCAUAUUGUCUCUUCUGUUUUCAAUGGUUACAAUGCGUGUGUCUUUGCAUAUGGACCGACGGGAUCUGGUAAAACCUUUACUUUAGAAGGAACCCAUGAGAAUCACGGUGUCUGCUAUAUGGCCCUUGAAGAAUUAUUUAGCCACCCUCAGAAAGCAGAGUUUGCUCUGUCCCUUACUCUCUUGGAAUUGAAUGACAAGGAGGAGGUAAGGGACCUCUUUGCUGAUAAGAAUUCAAAUCCCACUGAGGUGACCGAGGCACAAGUUCACAGCGUUGAUGAAGCUUGGGAUAAACUUACCAGUGGUUUUAGUGCUAGGAAUGCUACUGACAACUUCUCUCAUUGCUUAUUAGGAGUGACAACUGACAUCAGAGAUGAAUGUCAACCACCUUUGGUUAGUUGAUUUAGCUGGUAGCGAGAAAGGAGAAACAGAGACUGCAAUGAUGUCUCUCUCAGCACUCAAAGAAGUUAUCUCUGCUGUCUAUAGCAAAGAAAGGGAGGUUCCAUACAGUAACUCGAAACUUACCCACUUGCUCAAGGACACUCUGAGUGAAAAUUGCAAGACCUUAUUUUUUGUAAUGGUCAGUCCUGAUAACAUUGAGGAGACCAGACGCUCGUUGGCUUUUGCUAGCAGUAUUGGGAGAAUAAAUUUGGCCAGAUUCUCAUCUGAAAGUGUCUUUGCAAAUAUGCGCUUUCGCUAUGGGAAAAGACUAGGCAGCUUUAAGAUCGAUCCAUCAUUCAACCCAACAGCGCCUCAAAACCCAAUGGGGUACAUGUAUGAUGGAAUAGUAACAAUGGCCAGCCAGCGAUUGUUCCGAGGUAUGGAAUUUGCAGUAUACCAAUCGCCUUCUUUAGACCGCACAUGUGCCACAAUUGCUACGAAAACGCAAAAUGGGUUUGCGUGGGCUGCACUAAAAUGCAUCGGUGAAAGUUCAUCAUAUGGUGUCCGUAAAAGCUAUAACGGUGUUUCUGGAGCGUACGCAAUCGCUAGGAUUUGUAUUCCAAUUUCACUGGCUGGAUUGUGCGCUUUGGCGGAACACUUCUAUGGUGAGCAUAAGAAAAAGUCGGAGCAAAGCAUAAGUGAUGGGAAGUUGAAACAUGCUCUAGCUAAUGCUGAAAAGGAGAUUCACAAGAAGCUUGUAUCCCCUGUUUCUGUGGAGGUUGGGAAGCUAGAAGUUACAGUUGCCAAGGUGUCUGAAAGAUUAGCUACAGUGGAGAAAAUGGUGAGGUCGGCUUUGAAAGGGAAAGACUGAGAAUGAAGACUAAUCUUUUCUUAGGUUUAUUUUUCAAAGUUUUCGGACUUUUGGUUUUGAUAUAAUGUUUCUGUAGACUUUGUUUUGGUAUGAGACACGUUAUCCGAAGAGGAGUAGUUCAAAAGAGUUUGACGACAUGUGUA
Capsella rubella is the source of this 1933-nucleotide messenger RNA. RefSeq lists its product as uncharacterized. Gene Ontology annotation, cellular component: microtubule; kinesin complex. Lineage: Eukaryota; Viridiplantae; Streptophyta; Magnoliopsida; Brassicales; Brassicaceae. The coding region runs from base 912 to 1790 and encodes 292 amino acids. The record is from RefSeq and is a predicted model, not a curated record. The transcript is spliced from 6 exons. Gene Ontology annotation, molecular function: microtubule binding; ATP hydrolysis activity; microtubule motor activity. Gene Ontology annotation, biological process: microtubule-based movement; spindle assembly.